AUGGCAUCGUUUCGUGCCAUGACUCCCAGUCCUCCGAGCAAGGCUCAGGAUGCUGGGGGUCGAGGCUCCGCAAAGCGACCGUCUGAUGCUUCUUUCGCCAACAACAAGCGCCAAGCUUUGUCGAAUCGGACGAACCACGUUGCUCCGUCGGCAGUCUGCUCGCCAUCCCAAGAUCAGACACGUAAGAAGACCCGAGGAUCGAGCCACUCGCGGUCGGCUAAGAAGCGUCACGGUUCGGCUGCAGCUGCAGCGACUGCUGCAUGCACCAGAGUCACACGAUCGACGUCGCAGCAAGCGUCGCAAGCUGUCGCACGGAAGCAGCAUACGGUCGUCACCAUAUCUGCGUCUCAUGGCGACCAGGUCCAGUUGCUGCAACCGUCGCAUCAGCAGCAUCAUCAUCAGCAGCAUCAUCAGCAUCAGCAUCAGCAUCAGCAGUCGGAACGUAGUCAUUGUAGCGGUGGAAGACUCCCUGAUCUCCGGGAUCUUCCUGCGCCAAUCGCGUGUCCCACUUCUCCAGCUCGCGCUCGCGCGGUCGCCGCGUCAGGCGCAGCGGAGCUAGCAGGCGCUUCCGCAACCUCCGGAGGAGCCAUUGCCGGGCAUCCCCACCCCCAGGAUGGGCCAUGGCUCCGAGUUGACGCGAAGUCAUCAUGCCCCGGAAUGCCUGCCGUGAAUGACGGGGGUUUGCUAUUCCCGGAGUUGCAUGCUUCCGGAUCCGCAGCAGCGGCGUUUGCGUUCACACAAGCGCAAGCGCAACCGCAACACCGGCAUCCGCACAAUCAUGCGCACGCGCCAGCGCGAGCGCCAGGGGAAGAGCACCUUCAUUGGCGCGCGCACGAGCAGGCGUACUUGGCGGAAGCUGCGCUGCUCUCUACUGAGGCAAGCAUCGGCGGAUCGGCGGAGAGGCACCAGGCGCGGUACGGGGAACAGGCGGAGACAGCAGGGGGAAGCGCGAACGGUUUCGUGUCAGUUCCGGUGUUCAACGGCCUCUCGCAUGGGCAUGGCUAUAGCCAUUUCACGGCGCACGUUCCGCUGCAUAGCGCUGUUGCUGCGACGGACAGAUCGACUGGCUUCAGUGAUUCCGCUGUACCAGUGACGACGGCAGAAGCAGCGGCUGCGUCGACGGCGAUGGCGGCGGCAGAAGCGGCGUUACACCACCCCGUUCCGUUUUCCGCCGUGCCUUGCGCCGCCAUUCCCGCGAGUUCCAACGCGGCUGUCCCGCCGACGACGACUCUUACGCUUCUCCUACCCAGCAGCAGCAGCGGUGGCGGCAGCGCGGGGAGCGUGGGUGGCGCGGGGGACGUAAUGGGAAGUGCGGAGCAGGCGCAGGCGCAAGCGAGCGCGGCGGCAAUGGAUUCCAUCAACCGGAAGACGGAGCGGGUGCUGUGUAUUUCCAGCGUCGUUUCCGGGAGAGACGGGGAGCGCCAGGGCGACAUGGAAGGGGCCUUGACAGAGGGUCCGCGGGAGGGGACGUCGGCGGAAGCGCGCCUGGCGGAAACGGCGCAUCCGUCCGUUUCCGCCAACAGCAGUCAGUGGGCGCAAGUGGUGGAGAUCCGUGAUGCUGACGUGCAGGCGGAGGCGCCGCAAGUGGCGGGUGUUGGCGCGCCGGACGCGGGCGCGGGGGUUGAUGCGGCGAAGGUCAGGAAUAUCGACUCGGCGCACGGGGAUCCGCAGAUGUGCACCAAGUAUGCCGCGGAGAUCUACGCGAACAUGAGAGACGGCGAGCGGCGGCACCGACCCACAAUGGCGCUGGAGGAGGGGAGGGGGGGCGACAUAAGCGCGGCGAUGCGGGGCAUUCUGAUGGACUGGCUGGUGGAGGUGGCGGAGGAGUACAAGCUCGUGCCCGACACGCUCUUCCUCACCGCCGCCUACAUCGACCGCUUCCUCUCCCACGCCACCGUCACCCGCAACCACCUGCAGCUCCUCGGCAUCGCCUCCAUGCUCAUCGCCUCCAAGUACGAGGAGAUAUACGCGCCGCAGGUGGACGAGUUCUGCUACAUCACGGACAACACGUACCGCCGCCACGAGGUGCUGCUCAUGGAGCGCCACGUGCUCGCCGUGCUGCACUUCGACCUCAGCACGCCCACCGUCAAGAGCUUCCUCAGGCGCUUCAUCAAAGCUGCUCAAGCCACUCUUCCGAGUCCCCAGCACCACCUGGAGUUCCUGGGCAACUACUUUGCAGAGCUCACACUCGUUGACUACCCCUGCCUGCGCUUCCUCCCCUCGCAAAUCGCUGCGGCAGCCGUCUUCCUUGCCAAGCUCACGCUCUACCCGGCCCUUCCACCCUGGGAUGCAACACUGCAGCACUAUACGGGGUAUGCGCCCUCCCAGCUCAAGGAGGCGGUGAUGGCACUCUAUGACUUGCAGCGCAACGUCAAAGGCUGCACGCUCCCUGCCAUUCGGGAGAAAUACCGCCAGCCUAAGGUGCUCAUUCAUUCAUCACCACAAGCUAGUCCCCACUCUCACCCUUGCACUACCUUCCCUCCCACAAUCAUCCCACCUCCCCCCCUCUCUCUCUACCGCACCCUCGUCUCCAUUCUGCCUGUUGAUGUGUGGUUCACAGAUCUCACAGCAUGUAUCUUUGUCUCUUUGUCCUCCUUCCAAUCACUCUUGUGCCUGCAGUUCCAAGGCGUGGCUCUGCUGCCACCCCCAGCAGAUAUCCCCGACCAUCUUUUCCUGGACUCGUAG
Closterium sp. Naga37s-1 is the source of this 2685-nucleotide messenger RNA. Lineage: Eukaryota; Viridiplantae; Streptophyta; Zygnematophyceae; Desmidiales; Closteriaceae. The record is from the annotation of a GenBank genome assembly.